AAUCACAUGAUCAUAAGCGUAAGAAGGAUUGACGUAUUCUCAGCAGUCAUCAGGGACCUUCUGCACUCUGCUGUUUGGUUAGAUGUAAGAAAACUAGCAUUCAGAGUUCCUGAAAAAAUACAACUUUUGAGAAUUAUGUCUUCCUCUUUCGCAAAGAAAAUAUCUUUAAAACAGUGCUUAUUUACAGAUGCUACUGUACCUGGGAUUGUCAGCAUUUUAGAAGGCAUGCCAAAAUUAAUGGAGGUGGAGAUGAAAGACUGUACACUCUUGGGCACUGGACGGUGGUAUGCACAAAUUCAUGCAAACCAGUCACAAUCUCUGAGGGUUCUGACAAUUGAAAAUUUAUCUAUAGAAGAAUUUUAUUUGUUUACAGAUCUUCAGUCUGUACUAGAUCUACUAUCUCUUUUUAGGAAAGUCACAGUUGAAAAUACCAAGGUGUUUCUGGUACCAUGCAAACUUUCACAACAACUACUGUCAUUAGAGUAUCUUGACCUUAGUGCAAAUUUACUUGGAGAUCAGAGUUUGGAGCAUUCAGCCUGCCAGGGUGCUUGGCCAGCAUUACAAACUCUAAAUCUAAGUCAGAAUUCAUUGAGUGACUUAAAAAUGACAGGUAAAAGCUUGUUUCAUCUAAGAAACCUAAAUCUCUUAGACAUCAGUGAAAACAAUUUUGGUGAGAUGCCAGAUGUGUGUGAAUGGCCUGAAAACCUGAAAUACCUGAAUCUCUCCGGCACUCAGAUCCCCAAAUUAACACCUUGCAUUCCCUCAAGUCUUGAAGUGCUGGACGUUAGUGCUAACAACCUGCAGGAUUUUGGUCUGCAACUGCCAUAUCUC
Messenger RNA from Phasianus colchicus (ring-necked pheasant), 831 nucleotides. The record is from RefSeq and is a predicted model, not a curated record. Lineage: Eukaryota; Metazoa; Chordata; Aves; Galliformes; Phasianidae.